Messenger RNA from Mauremys reevesii (Reeves's turtle), 1572 nucleotides. Its product is annotated as intestinal-type alkaline phosphatase-like. The coding region runs from base 1 to 1572 and encodes 523 amino acids. Gene Ontology annotation, cellular component: plasma membrane. Gene Ontology annotation, biological process: dephosphorylation. Lineage: Eukaryota; Metazoa; Chordata; Testudines; Geoemydidae. The record is from RefSeq and is a predicted model, not a curated record. The transcript has 11 exons. Gene Ontology annotation, molecular function: alkaline phosphatase activity.
AUGCGGCUCCCUGCGCCCGUCCUGCUCUGCCUCGGGGCCUGGCUGUCCUGUGCCAGUGCCAUCAUCCCAGUGGAGGAGGAGAACCCCGCGUUCUGGAACCAGCAGGCAGCGGAGGCCAUCAAAGCGACCCUCAAACUCCAGCCCAUGAAUUAUCAGGCCAAGAACCUGAUCCUCUUCCUCGGGGACGGAAUGGGGGUCCCAACCAUCACCGCCACACGGAUCCUCAAGGGGCAGCUGCACGGGCAGCUGAGCCCCGAGAUGCCGCUCGCCAUGGACGCCUUCCCCUAUGUGGCGCUCUCCAAGACCUACAACGUGGACCGGCAGGUGCCGGACAGCGCGGGCACCGCCACGGCCUACCUGUGCGGGGUGAAGGCCAACUACCAGACCAUCGGGGUGAGCGCUGCCGCCAGGUACUCCCAGUGCAACACCACGCUGGGCAACGAGGUCGUGUCCGUGCUGCAGAGAGCCCAGCGAGCGGGGAAGUCGGUGGGGAUCGUGACCACGACGCGGGUGCAGCACGCCUCGCCCGCGGGGACCUACGCCCAUGUGGUGAACAGGGACUGGUACGCCGACGCCAGCAUGCCGGCUGCUGCCGUGCAGGAGAACUGCAAGGACAUCGCCUGGCAGCUUGUCCACAACGUCGACUUCACCGUGAUCCUGGGGGGCGGGCGGAAGUACAUGACCCCCGCGGGGACCCCGGACCCCGAGUACCCCAGCAACACCGCCCAGAAUGGGAUGCGCAAAGACAACAAGAACCUCAUCACCCUGUGGCUGGAGUCUAAGCAGGGCGCCAGGUACGUGUGGGACAGGACGGCCCUGCUCAGCGCUGCCAGUGACACGUCCGUGACGCAUCUGAUGGGCCUCUUUGAGCCUGGCGACCUGAAGUACGAGCUCCAGCGGGACUCGACCCUGGACCCGUCCCUCACCGAGAUGACGCAGGCGGCCAUCCAGAUCCUCAGCAGGAACCCCCGGGGCUUCUACCUCUUUGUGGAAGGAGGCAGGAUUGACCACGGGCACCACGACGGCGUCGCCCAGCAGGCGCUGACGGAAGCCGUGGAGUUCGACCGCGCCAUCCAGAGGGCGGGCGAGCUGACGAGGGAAGCCGAGACCCUCACCGUGGUGACAGCUGACCACUCGCACGUCUUCAGCUUCGGCGGCUACACGCUGCGCGGCAGCUCCAUCUUCGGCUUGGCUCCCAAACUGGCCACGGACAACAAGUCAUACACGUCCAUCCUCUACGGGAACGGGCCCGGCUACCAGAUCAGUGCCACGGGCCGGCCCGACGUCAACAGCUCCCAGAGUGAGGAGACAGGGUACCUGCAGCAGGCGGCCGUGCCCCUGAGCUCGGAAACGCACGGUGGCGAGGACGUGGCCAUCCUGGCCAAGGGGCCCAUGGCCCACCUCUUCCACGGGGUGCAGGAGCAGACCUACGUCGCCCACGUCAUGGCCUACGCCGCCUGCCUGGAGCCCUACACGGACUGUCUGCACCAGAACUCUGCCAGCGCCGGCUCCGGCCUCCUGCCCCUGCUGCCCCUGCUGCUGGGCUCCCUCCUCCUGCCACUGCUCAACUAG